AUGGGUCUUGGUUAUGUUAUACAAAGUUUCGUUGAAGAACAUAAUCACGAGAUGGUUGAGGAACACCAUAAGCGUUUUAUGAAUUUGAACAGUAAUUUGGAUUUAGUCCAUCAGAAAUUCAUCCUCGAUUGUGCUAAUGCAAAUAUUGGUCCAACUUUAAGUUUUAGCUUACUUAAAGAAGUGCUUGGUGGAUUAGAUUAUGUAGGGUGUACUGUUUUAGAAGUGCGCAACUAUAGACAUGACCUUAGAGCAUAUGUGGAAGGAGCUGAUGCACAAAUGUUAUUGAAUGAGUUGCGAAGGAAGAAGGAGUUGUGUAGUGCAUUUACAUAUGAGUAUGAGGUCAACUCAAAGGAUAGGAUGACACGAUUGUUUUGGUGUGAUCCUACUGCCAGAAGAAACUACCAUUUGUAUGGAGAUAUUGUUUCGUUUGAUACGACAUACUCAACAAACAGAUACUGUAUGAUAUUUGCUCCUUUUACGGGCAAGGAUAAUCAUGGUCGCCCUGUAACAUUUGCUGCUGGCCUUUUGUCCAAGGAAAAUGCCAACUCCUUUUCAUGGUUAUUUAACCAAUUUGUAAAGUGUAUGGGUGUGGCUCCCAAACUCAUUGUAACCGACCAAGACUUAGGAAUGAAAGUUGCUGUUGAGGAGAAUAACUUCUUCAAAAGGUACUCAAAGUCUCGGGCUAACCUUAUGCAAUUUUAUAUGAACUAUAAUCAUGCUCUGGAGACUCAAAGAAGUAAUAGUGCAAAGCUUGAAUACUAUGAUUCAACAAAAGUACCUAUUUUGCAAACAGGAUUGGAAAUCGAGAAACAUGCAUCGACGAUAUAUAGUGGUAGUGCUUAUACUGAAAUUCAAGAAGAGAUAGUAUAUGCAUGUUUCUCUUUGUCUUGUGCAACUCUAGGAGUGUCUACCAAUACAGAUAUUGAAGUAUAUGACAUAAAGGACAAGGAUUCAAACUCAUGGACAGUAACUUACUCCAUUGCACAAAGCAUUGAAGGGAACAUUGAUCAAAUCAAUGCAUUCGCUGCAAUUAUUGAAGAAGGUAGGAAGCAGCUUCUUGGCGAAGAUGUUGUUCUGUCUUCCACACAGAAGAGAGCAAUGAUUGAGAACUUCUAUGGCUCACAUGUCCCGAACAAUAUUGAAGUUCAUCCUCCUGAGGUUGUUAGUACAAAGGGAAGUGGAAGCAGGAAGAAAUCGAAGAGGGAGUCAGCAAUAAAGUUAGCAAUGAAACCAGGACGAAAGUGUGGAAACUGUCAUGAGAUUGGACACCAUGAUUCUAGGAACUGCAAAAAGGUUAAUGAGAAGUCAAAUCAGUGGCAAUGA
Salvia splendens (bonfire salvia) is the source of this 1323-nucleotide messenger RNA. RefSeq names its product protein FAR1-RELATED SEQUENCE 11-like. The record is from RefSeq and is a predicted model, not a curated record. Lineage: Eukaryota; Viridiplantae; Streptophyta; Magnoliopsida; Lamiales; Lamiaceae. The transcript has 4 exons. The coding region runs from base 1 to 1323 and encodes 440 amino acids.